Ctenocephalides felis (cat flea) is the source of this 602-nucleotide messenger RNA. RefSeq names its product multifunctional methyltransferase subunit TRM112-like protein. NCBI's taxonomy places the organism in Eukaryota, Metazoa, Arthropoda, Insecta, Siphonaptera, Pulicidae. Gene Ontology annotation, biological process: tRNA methylation; peptidyl-glutamine methylation; rRNA (guanine-N7)-methylation. The transcript is spliced from 3 exons. The coding region runs from base 113 to 487 and encodes 124 amino acids. The record is from RefSeq and is a predicted model, not a curated record. Gene Ontology annotation, molecular function: protein heterodimerization activity.
CAUUGUACAAAUGACAUAUAAAUAAUAAGGUUAUAAAUCAAACAGACAAAACAACGCGCUUUUUACAUUAAUUAUUAAUUAAUAGCUAAUUGUUGAUAUACAAUUAUUCAAAAUGAAAUUACUUUCUCAUAAUAUGUUAACGUCAAAGUGUAUAAAAGGUGUGAAUGUAGGAUAUCCAUUAGCAAUUCAGGCAACAGACGUAAAAAUUUUAGACGUAGACUUUAAUAAAGAAUUUAUAUCAAGACUAAUACCUAGAAUAGAGUGGGAAGCUUUACUAGGAGCAGUAGUCAAUUUGGGCCAAACUACUGAAAUUCCAAAAGUGGUUCCUGAAGAUUAUGCCGAAAAUGAAAUAUUUUUAAAACAAGCACAUCAUGCUCUAUUAGAAGUUGAAGUUGUAGAAGGAGAGUUAAUUUGUCCUGAAACAGGUCGAAAAUUUCCAAUUAAAAAUGGUAUUCCAAAUAUGCUUCUGAGAGAAGACGAAGUCUGAAACACUGCAUGGGGUAUUAGAAAAACUGUACAAAGGCAUUGAUGUGAUUUUUUGUAUAAUUUUAUUUAAGUUACAUCGUAUAAUAUCAUUUAUAAUUAUGUAAAUUUUAUCGAUU